Messenger RNA from Botrytis sinoallii, 1227 nucleotides. RefSeq lists its product as uncharacterized. Bases 1 to 1227 code for a protein of 408 amino acids. The transcript is spliced from 2 exons. The record is from RefSeq and is a predicted model, not a curated record. Lineage: Eukaryota; Fungi; Ascomycota; Leotiomycetes; Helotiales; Sclerotiniaceae.
AUGGCAAACCAAACUCGCAUCUACGGCGACCUCAAAGUCACUUUGACCUCUGAUUAUAACUGGCUCUGGUCGGAUAAAGGUACUGGUGCAGAGAAAGCCGCCACCUUUUGGCAUCCGAAAUCCCAGUCUGGGGACUUUGGGGGUAUGCGUCCCUUGGGAUCUGUCGGUACCAACCACUACAACGACAUCAACAAGAAACAAGCUACCCUCCUCGUAGGGGCCACCAGUAAUUCAAACCCCGCAGUCAAAUCUCCAACUGACUACACGCAAAUAUGGAUUUCUCAAGGUAUGGGUGGAAUAUACGAUAACUCUACAUGGAGACCAAUUCCCCCGCCGGGAUAUGUGUCGAUGGGUGACGUUGUCUUUGAUUGCACAAAGACAUCAUGGGAUCAAAAGCCAAGUACCAAUUUGGUCUGGUGUUUGCGAGCUGAUCUCGCCAAGCGAGCUAUCUACGGUGCCACUUCGUUUUGGGACGACGUAAAAGGCGGCGGUCUCUAUGAUUGUAGCGUGUGGCAGGCGGUUCCGGAACCCGUCGUAGGAAACGGCGACAAGAAUAUUCCCAUCACUGCUGGUACUUUCCGAGCAAGUCCGAGCUACUCUAAGCCUGACUCAUCCCAGGCUCUGGUUCCGAUAUUGUCUUGCGAGAAUCAAUUCAAGAGGUUUGACGCGCCAGUUCCUAAGAUUACACCUAGUACAAUUCCCAGCACAGGAGAUCAAUUUUCACUUAGCGAGCAGUGUCGUAUUACUCUGCCCUUCACUUCCUUCUUCGAAAGUACAAAUGAAAGAUGCCUCGACUUUAUCCAAGACCCCUUCAUUGAGUUGAGCAGAUCAAUCGCAUGGAGAACCGAGGGUGUAUGGGUAAAUGGGAGUGGGGGUGCGUACUCGCGCCAGAAAGAAAUAAAGUAUGGCGUCAGUAAGGAACAAUCUGAGUCAAUGACACACUCUGCAGGUGUUGAAGUCUCUGCUUCUGCUGGCAUUGGAUGCGCAUCGUUUAGCGUCAGUCUCAAUUAUCAAUUCACCUAUCAAAGCAAUUCUUCAUCCACCGAGUUCAGUGAGUCAACGGUGACAGAAAAAUUUGAGGUCCCAGGAAAAAAUGCAACUGUUUUGUUUAGCAAGCAUAUCUGGAUCACGGCCGCACGUACAAAUGACGGUCCGGUAAUGGAACAGAUAGAGUUGGUCGCGAACGAUGAUGUUUAUUUUGCUGGAUGUCUAGUUGCUUCCGAAUAG